GAAGAAGAAGAAGAAUAUCAUGUGGUUGCAUGUGCAUGAACAUGCCCAAAGCUAUAAGCAUAACCCCUUUCUGACACGUGGCACUAUCUCAUUCACUCACCCCAUUCUCUUGGAGGGCCUCCUUCCAUGAAAUUGUACGUUUUGUGGUCCCUACACAUACCCUUUUGCUUUUUUCGUUUAAUUAACUAAUCUCUUAUUGUGUUAUCCUUUUACAAGUUUUAAUUAUAACAUCUAUAUAUAGAGAGCUAGCUCUCCAAGCAGGGCCAUUAUCCUUCCCAUUUUUAUUCUUGUAUAUACAUAGAAAAAGCUCUCUAUACAAGCUCAUUCAUACAUAUAUAUUUGCAUUGACAAAGUAUUAAUUAAAACAUCUUUAUAAUAUGGGAGUUACUGAUCAAUGCGCUGUCGUUCGAGGAAGUCAUCAUGAUGAUGAAGUGGCACAAAACAAGACGGUGGUUGAAGGGGUGUUGAUGAAACGACAUGUCGUUUCCCGGAGAACAAGUACUAGAAGUGGAGUACAUAAUAAUAAGAGGAUCUUGAUGAAGAAGAGAAAAGGGUCAUCAUCAUCAUCAUCAUCAUCAAGAACAACAACAACAGAAGGAAGUGGUGGAAUCGUGAGAAAGGUCAAAACCCUAAAGAGGCUUGUUCCUAAUGGGAGGGAAUCAGAAGGGUUGGAUGGGCUUUUCAGAGAAACCGCUGACUAUAUUUUGAGUCUCCAAUUGAGAGUUAGAGUUAUGCAGAUUAUGGUUGAUGUGUUAUCAUCAGAACCACCACCAGCUGCUACUUCUUCUUCUUCUGAUGAUGAUUAUGAUCGUGAUGAAGAGUGACUUGCUGUAUAGUUCUAUAUACAUAUAUAUAUAUAUAUGUUGCUAUAUAUAUAUAUAUAUCCAUUUUCUCUCUGUAAAGCUGAUCUUGCAUAUUAUUAUUAUUUCUUUUAAUUAUAUAUUAAAUAUUUUGAUUUUAAUUAUAUGGCGGUUUGGGAAAUUAUUAUAUAUAUAGAUCGAUCGUGAUUGAUUAUAAUGGUAGUCAUAUAUGUAGUAAUAGGUUUGUGGAAUUAUUAAUAUCAUGAUGUAUUUCUGAAUGAGUUCACACCUUGAUUAUUUUUUUAUUGAAUUUGUAGUUAUAAAAUUAUUGACGAUUUCAAUGAGUGA
Messenger RNA from Cannabis sativa, 1148 nucleotides. Its product is annotated as transcription factor UPBEAT1-like. Bases 378 to 824 code for a protein of 148 amino acids. The transcript has a single exon. Gene Ontology annotation, biological process: regulation of DNA-templated transcription. Lineage: Eukaryota; Viridiplantae; Streptophyta; Magnoliopsida; Rosales; Cannabaceae. The record is from RefSeq and is a predicted model, not a curated record.